UUUUUGUGUCAAUUUAUUGGUUCCUAAAAUUAAUUCUUAAAAAAAAAGAGUUUUUGUUAUUGUCCGAUAAUAUUAUUAUGGUAUUCAUAAAAAAAAAUACUUACCUUUUUCAUAAACAUACCUUUCAUGUGUUUUAUGCUGACAGUAUAUUUAUGAAGAACACAAGACACAUCUUUCCAGCAUUUAGUUACGGAAAGGAAGGUGUGUGAGAAAAGUAUAAUUUGUUUUGUUAAAACCAUUUAAAAGUAACCUGUAUAAAUGGCAUGCACCAGUUGUAACGCACUAAUAAAUAUUUUAAAACAUAUUUGCAGUUAAUAAUCGGAUCUUUUAGUCUUAAUUAUUACCAGUUAUCAUAAAUUAUAGGUAGUUUUUAUAAUUUAAGUCAGAAACUAUAACCACUAAUACAGCCACGUCAGCUAUCCUCUUUUCCUCUUAAACGGUAUUUAUAUACACGGGUCUCUUUCUGACUCCUCUCUCUUUUUCUUUCUGUCUUCUAUCAAAUAGUGUCUAUGUUAAAUAAAUACACAUUUCCUUUUAAAUUAUUAUUAAAUACCCUCGUAAAGUAACCUAGAAAUUGAAUAGUUCGUAUUGUACGUACAUCGCCUCAUUUAUUAUUCUUAGACCUUAUCCUUAAGUGUUUUGAGGUGACCCAAUAAGAAAUCCACUUAAUUGUAGCUUCAACUCUGUUAUUAUAGUUAGAAGUUUGUUCUUUAAACGUAUAAAUUACAGUCGCUUAUUUUGAAUAAAUUAUUAAGAUGGCCUCUAAGACUCUUUAAAAUUUACCGACUUGACCCUAAUAGCCACAAUAAUUAACACGAGCAAAUACAUUAAACGCACCCCUGCAUGAGGCUUGCAUUUAAUUCUUGAAGUACUAGCUUCAUUCAGGGGGCAACCCCUUAAUUAUUCAAUGUAUCAACUAUCCUUUUCAAUUAACAGAAAAAUAAAAGUGAUAGAUAGACCUUGCGUUGUAACUUGUAAAAGCAUUCACUUGGGUCAGUUUCAGUCGCGCGUGGGAGUUCGAGUGGUGCGGACGUCCCGCGAUGCCGAUCCGUUCAAAAUUGCUGGCAGAAAUGCUAUCUCGAAGACAUAACUUUCGAAUAAUAGAAAGAAAAUUGAAAAGUUAAGGACAAAAAGAUAAUGAGUUAAUUUAUUUUUUAUAUAAAUUUUUAUUUCAUUCUGUUAAUGUAUACAAGGUCACGUCCUUCAAUCGAUAAACAAUUAAAUACGUGUGACCAUAUAUUGGACUUGUGUUUUUGAUAUUUACUAUAAGUGCCAAUACAUAGUUUAAGUUUAGACUUAGUGAUUGGAAAAGACAUAAAAACUUUCUUCUUCAUGGAAUAUGGGCAUCUGUUUAGACAUAGAACAAAACAAUGAAGAAUUGGAGACGGCGGAACGCAGUCGUGGCAGUACCAGGCAGACUUCUCCUAUGGGAGCUGGCUUCCCCAUGCAGAACUCGAGUCACGUCAAGUUUGAACCACCGAACGUUCCAGUUAUAUUUGUAUUGGGAGGUCCGGGCAGUGGCAAGGUGACACACUGUGACAACCUGAUGCAGGAGAGACGCGGCCUCGUACAUAUCAAUAUGACAGAUUUACUGCAGCAGUAUGCUAUUGGCAACGACAUGCAAGACUUUGGUACACUGUCAAGUAAGACAGUGACAGAGGUGCUGAUGUUGGAGAUGAAGAUGGCGCCCACUGCUAAGACCUUCCUCGUUUCUGGCUAUCCAAGGUCUAUGAGGGAUGUUGCAGAAUAUUCAGAUAAGAUACAAACAAUUAGUGGUGUGAUUCUCGUGAGCUGGCGGCAGAAAGUCCUAGAACGACAAAUAGAGUAUGGGGCGCGGCUCGGCCAUGUUGUGCUCAGCCUGGCGAGGAUGGAAUUAAACAAUUUCUAUAAGAAUGUGAUGCCCGUUGCUGACUAUUUUGAUCAGAGCAAUAUGCUUGUUGCGGUGAAUGGUGAACGGAACCCUGAUGAAGUGUACAAAGACUUUCGCGCUGCCGUUCUGCAGAUAUUAACCUCCGUUGAAGAUCAGGAUAUGAAUGGUGGCAUACCGGGUGAAAUAGUUGGCGUCGAACCUGCACCAACAAGAAAUCAAACUGAAUUCCAAGACAUUGAUGUCGAAGAUAUGCCAGUACCAACUCGGCCAAUGCCAAUUGUACCGCCUAAUGUCCCACAGAGCAUACCACACGCCUUGCCACAGAGUAUGCCAAAGGUCUUAGCUGUCAACGGUGUGGACCAUGUGAACUCAAGACCUGAAGUGAUAAGAGUUCGUGGUACCGCGAUCGCUACUCCUACGCUUUGGGUGGUAGGUGGUCCGGGUAGCAAUAAGGCCGCCUUGUGUCAGCGAGCGGUGACGCAAAGACACGGUUGGACCCAUUUUAGCCUAGGCCAACGUCUUCGCAUCCUAGCUGAUGCCGGUGGAGGACCCGUAUCAGAUGGUGCCUUAUCCCGUGCUGCGAUCAGUGGGGGAGAGUUGGCACCAAACGAUCUGGUCACCAAGUUGGUGACCGCUGCCGCUGUGGACGCAGCGAGAAGUGGCCAUGGUCUAUUACUAGAUGGAUACCCUCGAGAUGUAGACCAGAUGGACUGGUAUCAGAACGAGUUCAAAGUUCAACCACGUAUGGUACUCUUGGACUGUUCGAAGCUGCAAUUGGGAAGGGGCAGACGAGAUGACUCUGUAGCUGCUUUUAGAAGACGACUCGAAGUGUUCCGAGAACUCAGCCUCCCAAUGCUGAAAAAGCUGGACCAACAGCAUCGGCUUGUUAUUGUUGACGGCGAUACCGAGUCAGAAGACGUUCAAGCAGAAUUCACGAGGGUUCUUCUUGAGGAGAUGGAGAAGGCUGAAGCCCUUGCUGAGAUACCACAACCGGAAUACUCUACUCCAAACGAAGCAAUGUCCCAAUUCACCCAUGCGAUAUCCCGUAUGGGGGCAGGAUUGACUAAUGGGAUCUCAAAUGGGACCCACAAGGCGGUGCCAAAUGGUAACGUUGGCAACGGUUUCAUUGGGAUAAGUAAUAAUAAGGUGAAACCGUUGGUGAACAUGACACGCAUUCCUUCUGUGUCCCAAAUGACACAAGAUGACGUCAGACGACUGUACGAACAAAGUUCGGGGGAUAUAACUGUCAAUACACAUAUAUAAUAUACGUGACAUACUAUCAAAAGUGACGUCAUUGGCCGAAUUGGGAUAAAUGAAUUAUACAACUACAGAAAACUUAAACUACUUUAGUCAUACUAUAAAAAUAUGCUAUGAUUAAACAGUCGGUAAUAUACGUAUCAGGGGCUUGAGACAAAUUCACUUUUUUUUUCAUCUGUAUGGAAAUAGUCAUUCCCAUCACACUUUAGCUUUGGUCUAUAGUCAAUACUCAUAGGAACAUGUAACAAUAGGGAAUGAUUAUUUUAACGUUAUUUAACUGUUUGAUUUUUAAAUGUUAAAAAUUUGAAUUUUACAAUACACAUGUACCUUGUAAAAUUCAAUUUUUUUAUUAUUAUUAUGUAAAAAAAUUAUAAUGCAAAUUCAUUCAUUCAUAUAGGUAACAUAAUAUACUUAUAUUAUAUGCUUCUACUAUUACUACUAUUUUACAUUUACUGUAGUUCUCAAGUUAAGGGCGAAGAAUAGAAGAGAAGAACUGGCAAUAAACUCUUGCCAAGUUUUUUGUUUUAUGCAAUAUUUGUAAAGGAACUGCAACCAGUACACCAUGUUUCACAUGGAAUCUUAAGUUAUCUACACUAAUAUUAUAAAGAGGAAAACUUUGUUUGAUUGUAAUGAAUAGGCUCAUAAACUACUAGACCGAUUUUAAAAAUUAUUUCACCAU
Pieris rapae (cabbage white) is the source of this 3806-nucleotide messenger RNA. RefSeq lists its product as uncharacterized. The record is from RefSeq and is a predicted model, not a curated record. Gene Ontology annotation, biological process: CDP biosynthetic process; UDP biosynthetic process. Gene Ontology annotation, molecular function: ATP binding; UMP kinase activity. Lineage: Eukaryota; Metazoa; Arthropoda; Insecta; Lepidoptera; Pieridae. Gene Ontology annotation, cellular component: nucleus; cytoplasm. The transcript is spliced from 13 exons. Bases 1340 to 3133 code for a protein of 597 amino acids.